Molecule: messenger RNA, 1736 nt
Organism: Etheostoma cragini (Arkansas darter)
Lineage: Eukaryota; Metazoa; Chordata; Actinopteri; Perciformes; Percidae
Gene: grb7
Product: growth factor receptor bound protein 7
Exons: 15
Coding region: 362-1711 (449 amino acids)
Biological process (GO): signal transduction
Source: RefSeq, a predicted model, not a curated record
CGGUGAGAGAGGGGGGCGGGCUUACCGUGCUCACGGGGCGGGCUUAUCGUGCACACCUGACAGCCUGUCUCCGCCCUCCCUCUGGCUACCUCUUCACUCAGAUAAUGCUGUUGGCACUUUAGUAGCGGCGCGGCAUCUUGGUUUUGUGUGCCACACGUAACGAUAAAAACACAGAGCUGACGAAGCCGGCCAUUUUGGGGAUUUAAACGAUGACAGACAGCUGAAACCUGCCCAACAACCGCUCAACGUUUACAGGAAAUAUUUUCAGAUUAUCUCUGCUUCCUCACCUGAUAAAAACCCUGUCUGUUAACCUGCAGGAGGCCACUCUUCUCCUCACACGCUGCAUGCUCGGCAUGGUAACAUGAUGGAGGUGGCCGGUCCCUGGACGGAAAUAUUCAAGGACUCGGAGAUGCCGGAGACGUCAGGAGGACCAGAGACGUUGCUAGGGAGCUCCACUCUGACCCUGGCUCCUCUGGUGGCCGACCCCCCGUCCUUACGGCGCUCCCAGCCCAUCAUGAUCACCUUGAACAGGCCGAAAGGCGGCGAGUCGUUUUCCUCGUCCGUCCCGGCGAUCCCAAACCCGUUUCCUGAGCUCUGCAGCCCCUCCAAGUCUCCCGUGCUCAUCAGUUCACUGCCCCCCCCGACGACUAACAAACACCUGAUAAAGGUGUACGGCGAGGACAGCCACAGCCGCUCGGUGUGGGUUUCCCGGGGGGCGACGGCCAGAGAGGUGUGCCACAUGCUGGUCCAGACCGCCCACUGCAGCGACCAGGAGAACUGGGCUCUCCUGGAGCUCCACCCCACCCUGGGCCUGGAGAGAUGUCUGGAGGACCAUGAGGUCGUGCUGGAGGUUCAGGCCACCUGGGCUCUGAAGGGCGACACGAGGUUCGUUUUCUGCAAAAACUACGCCAAGUACGAGUUCUUCAGGAAACCAAUGCUCUUCUUCCCAGAGUGCAUGAUCUCCGACAGCGCAGAUGUCGGCAAGGGGAUGACGUCGUCAGAGCUCAUUAAGAACCUGCUGAAGUCUGGGACGUGUCCAGAGAUUCAGGGCUUCCUGCAGGUCAAAGAGUCCAGUCGCAAAUCCUGGAAGAAGGUCUACUUCUUCCUCCGCCGCUCCGGACUCUACUGCUCCACCAAGGGAUCGUCCAAGGAGCCUCGUCACCUGCAGUAUGUGGCUGAUCUGGAUGAUUUGAACGUCUACACUGUGGUUAACAGCCGUAAACUGUACGGCGCGCCUGCAGACUUCACCUUCUGCAUCAAGCCUUUCAGAAAUCCCAUCCGUACUCAGGACCUGAAGAUCCUGUGUGCCGAGAGCGAACAGAUACGAACGUGUUGGACGUCCGCAUUCAGACUGUUCAAGUAUGGGAAGCAGCUUCAGUGCAACUACCAGCUUUCAAAGUCGGCCCCGCAGAGCCGGGAAGGAACCAAACUCCCAGAUGACAAAGCGCAGUCGGAGGCGAGCCUGGUGGCCAUGGACUUCUCAGGGAAGGCCGGCGGACGGGUCAUCCAGAACCCGACGGAGGCCCAGAGCGCCGAGAGGGAGGAGGGCCAAGCCUGGAGGAGGAGAGAAGCCCUGAGGUGCAGUCUCCCCAACAUAAACCCUGGCGCCAGGCCGUCCUCCAUCCACAAGAGCCAGCCGUGGUUUCACGGUGGUGUGUCCAGGAAGGAGACGCAGAGACUGAUGGAGAAGCAGGGCCUGGUGGACGGGUAAAGACCUGGGUGUUCCAGAUCCGUGA